ACCAAGUCCGUUUGAAUAUUAGGCAGCAGUUGGGACAUAAGAACCUUUCUUGUGCAAUAGAGAGGAGGUGUGGGAGUGGCAAAGGUGUUCGUGUUUCUGUUGGUAAAAGUAGUGUGACUGCCUACUUUGACAAGGAUUUGGCGCGCAACAAAGCACCUGUGCAGCCUAGAAUUGACACUGCACUUCAAGUGGGAUCUAGAGAGAAUCUUGGACAAGCAUGGGCAAAGUUUUUCCAUGCGAAUGAUAUUCCUGGACUGAAAGCUGAUUGCCCAUACUUUCGCAGUGCAAUUAGGCUUACUCAGCAGAUAGGGGUUACAGCACAGAUUCCUACAUCACAUGGAAUUGAUGGGGAAUUCUUGGAAGCAAACUUUGAGGAAGCUGAAAAGUCUCUUGAACAAUUCAAGCAAGGUUGGCAGCAAUAUGGUGUGACUAUCAUGUGUGACUCAUGGACAGGACCUUCUGGCAUGGCCAUCAUCAACUUCAUGGUGUAUUGUAAUGCACGCAUGUUCUUCGUGAAGUCAAUUGAUGUAUCUGGCCACAAGCAAAGUGCUAAUUUUAUACAUCGGGAAAUUAGAAAGGUAGUUGAGAAUAUUAGCCCUGAAUUAGUAGUUCAAAUUGUCACGAACAAUGGGGCAAAUUACAAGAAAGCAUGUGAGAAGCUGAUUGAGGAAGAGAAAUACAAGCAUAUUUUCUGGCAGCCAUGUGCAGCUCACACUAUCAAUCUCAUGUUGAAGGACAUUGGCAAGUUUCGAAAGGUUGCUAAUGUCGUAGCAAGUGCCAAGAUUAUCUGUAGGUUCAUGUACAAUCAUAAUAGGCUACAUGAUGAGAUGAAGAAGAAGAUUGGUGGGGAACUGAUAAGACCCAAUGCUACUCGCUUUGGAACUGUAUUUAUGUUCCUCCAGAGUUUCCUUGAUAAGAAAGAAAAUCUUAGAGCUUGGAUGGUUUCACAAGAUUGGAAGGAGAGUGAUUGGAAGGAUGAUGAGUACUAUGAGUACACCGAAGCGUGUCUGACAAGUUCUACAUGGUGGUCAGCACUGAAGUGGGUAGUAGAUGCAUUGAAACCACUUUACUUGGUGCUGCGAUAUGCAGAUACACAGAAGUCUUGUACACUUUCUGGGUUCAAACCGAGAAUGAUGGCAGCCAUUCAAGCUAUGGAAGUUCAACUUGGCAUAGGCUCAAGGCAAUUUGUUCGGUUUAUGAGUAAGGUGACAAGGAGGGUUAACAAUAUGGAAAAAAACACAAUAAUGGUUGCAUGUAUUGCUACUACUACUCAAUUUCAUUAAUACAUGUGUAAUAUU
Molecule: messenger RNA, 1298 nt
Organism: Sorghum bicolor (sorghum)
Lineage: Eukaryota; Viridiplantae; Streptophyta; Magnoliopsida; Poales; Poaceae
Exons: 3
Coding region: 435-1283 (282 amino acids)
Source: RefSeq, a predicted model, not a curated record